AUGUUGCUGAUGGUUAUAGCCUUGUGCCUAUCCUGUGCUAAAGGAAUGAAGGUUGUGGAGUUGUCUGAUGACCCAAGAUCCCUGUCCCCUCUCGCUGCUCCUCCAAGUGUGAACUAUCAAAUCAUCAAUGCAGACUUCCUCCUCCUCAGAGACACCAGUCAGGACGUAAUGGACAACUCCAGCCUGCGGGCACAAAGGCAACCUUUCAUCCUCACUGGACUCACUGGCCAGCCAGCCAUCAAUGUCAGCUAUGGUCCCAUGUCUUUGGAGCAGUCUAUACCACUGCAUAUGAUCCACACCGGCCCCAGGAUCCCGUUUAUAUUGGCCCGUCAAGUACGUUCUUCUACGCCAGCCUUGUAUGUGUUGUUUUACGCAACCGGUAAUAGAGACGAUAUGAGCGAGGGCCCGAUGCAAAACAUGCCAGGACAGAAUGAAGGAGGGUACAUUUGUCUUACAGCAUAUGCCUUCUGGGAAUCCAGAGAGGUCAAGGACAGUUGCUCCAUCUCUGCGGAUGGUGGAUUCUGCUUGGUGCACCUGAAACCUGAGCCAGCCUGGUUCAACCGAGGUGGCAGGUCAAGCUGGGAGCAGAGAGGCGAUCAAAGAGGAAAUGUUGCUGAACUUUACUACCAGAUCAGACCCAGUCCCAGCGGUCAGUGUGUCCCGCAAGAGAGCAAGAUAAGAAGGGGUCCACAGCAUAGUGACCUGGGACGACAGAUCUAUGGAACCUCCAUGAAGAAGAUUGGGACCGUAAAUCUCCUGCGAUCGCCUCCUGGAAACCCCACGUUUAUGCGUUUACGCCUCGGAGGAGCCGUCAUCAUCCAGACGUCCUCGAAACCACUAAAGACCACAGACACUGCAACUUUCUAUGUGUUCCUAUCAAGCACAUCACCAGUUGAACAUUUCAUACUCAGAGCCACAUCAAGAAAAGGCAUGUCAUUCAGCACAGCCAGACCCAGUGAUGCAAGCCUGUGGGACAUCACUCUGGAACCUGGGAGAGGAAGUGACGCCCAAACCAUCUCUGUGACCUGCCAGAAGAAAAGCACGUUCACUAGCAAAAGAGGUCUGCUGGAGGUCUUGCAGCUGGACUUUGAAACGGAGGAGCAGAGUGAUCAGUUAGAGAGCCAGAUGAUCACGUGGCGACUAGAGCUGCCUGGAAACAUGAUCCGGGAUGAAGGAACCAUGAGGAUUUACACCAUUCAGAGAGACUAUGUGGGAAUAGCACCACUGAUCACGGAUACGGAGCUCCUCAACACGGCUGUGCUGACUGGUAAGAGGGUUUCUGUGCCUGUGAAAGUUUUGGGAGUUGAGGCUGAUGGCUCCAUCACAGACAUCACUAACUCGUCUCGCUGCAGGUCUUCAGACCAGGAUGUCCUGAAGGUGUCUGAGAGGUGUGAUUCUGUGUAUGUUAACGGCAAGGAGACGCGUGGAAGGGUGAGGAUGAUGGUGAACUUCACCUACAGCUACCUGAGCACACAGCUGGAGGUGAGCGUGUGGAUGCCUCGAGUCCCCUUGUAUAUGGAGAUAUCUGAUUCAGAGCUCAGUCAGAUCAAAGCCUGGAGAGUUCCUGUCACAGGAAACAAAAAAGUGAGCUGGGACACAGAGGAAGAGGAUGAGAGGAAGGGCCGAGGCUGCAUGCUGCAGUAUCAGCACAGUUUGAUUCGAGUGCUUACGGUCUUCACGGCAGAAUCGCCAGAUCCAAGCAGCCCGUCUCCUGCAUACUUCCUUGGCUCUGAUUGGCAGGUAGAUGUGACACGGCUGGUUCGCUACUUUCUGAGAGUCGGGGAUACAAGCGUUGCUCGCCUGCAGGCAGGAACCGUGCUGACAGGCAAGGCUGUGGGAGUCACCACCGUGCAGGUGAUGUCUCCGUUGUCAAACUCGGUUCUGGCUGAGAGGAUGAUCCGAGUUCUGGAUGAUAAAGUCAGUAUUACAGAGCUGGGUGUGCAGCUGGUCUCUGGCCUUUCCCUGAACCUGCAGCUCAGCCCAGGAAGCAACAGGGCCAUCAUUGCCAAGACAACCACACAGGAGAUCAUACACUACCCCAAGCAGGAGGCGGUGGUUGGCUGCUGGCUGAAGUUCAGCGAUGGCUCCCAGACUCCUCUUGAUGUGUACGAUCCCAGUGGUUAUUCCGUCACCAUUUCUUCACUGGACCCAAAGGUAGCAACUGUGCGAAAGAUCCCGGGGUCCGUCUUUGUUGUGGUCGCUGAAGCCGAGGGACAGGGCUUACUACUCAGAGCGGAGCUAGCUAUCUGCGAGGCUUGUCAAAAAUCCAAACGCAAGAGCAAACUGGCUGUGGGUGGAGGCAUGGUAAAGGUAAAAUUCCCGCCGGAUGAACAGUUUGCAGGGACUGGCAAAAAAGAAAGUGAUGGUGAGGGUAGAGACGAUGUGUCUAAACUGAUUCUUACAUCCCCUCUAAACACACUUCAACACACUGUUAUCCAAGAGAGCACCACAAAAGCAUUCAAAACUGCAACCAAUUCCAACCUUCAAGAAGCAAUAGGAGGUGGCGUAUCUACAAUUAAUUCCCUAAACACUAUGGAUAAAACUCUCAUUACCAAGCCCAUUGCAGACAUAGCGCUUGUUACUGUAGGCCCUAGGAGUCCAAUAAAGAACGGAUAUGGAAACCUGCUUGAGAAGUCUAACUUCCCUUUUCCACCACAAGAACCCAAGAGAGAACCACCAUUAGUGGAGAGUGACUUAAUACAGAUGUUUAGUGUGUUCACAGACAUAGAGGUCUGCAUCUAUGCAUUGGUAGGACUCUCUUGCUUGGUCAUUAUCGCCAUCUUACUUCACUGUGCCACCAACAGCGCAAGAUCACGCAGCAAGAAGUCUCCGGUUCAGUGCCAGGGUCAAUCUGAGCACAAGCAUCACUGGGUACGUCUAGGCACAGCUGCAGAGCAAAACAGAGCUGCGCCGAUUGCGACUACCUCCAAGCAGGAGAUGCAGGCAGCUGUGCAAAGACCGGUUCAGAUGCAAAACAGCAGAGGCCCGGAGACAAUCCAGCCGAGGGAGAUCCCAGCCAUUGCAGGUGAGGAGAGAACUGCCACUCUGGGACGAAGAACCAACACGCUUCCUCCGAGGCGGGAUCCCAUGGCUCCACUGCCUCCAAUGGCAGUCAGAUCUGCCACCCUCCUGGCAAGGCCCGUUCGCAGCGAUCCUCUACAUUCUCCCACAAGCAAAAGGAAUCAGGUGCAAUUUACAACCUUUACUACUCUGGACAUCAAACACCUGGCUGCUCUCAAGAAGAGUGGCCAGAACUUCAGCUGGGCCAGUCAACCAGUUGGAGGUUGUCAAGCUGCCAGUAUCAGCCAGGGUGGGUUAAAUGGUAAAGCUGAAAGAGUCAAUCAUGUACAUUUUUGUAACCCUGUGGAAGUAUUUGCUCCGACACCGGAAUCCAAAGAAUCCAAAGGAUUUCUUCCAGAAGGUCCAUGGCCUAUGGCUACACCGGUGUCAAAAGUGUGAUGGUUUCUGUUUAAAUUGGCCACAGAUCUAUUUUUAUAUAAAUUGUUGCAUUGAACUGAAUUUGACAGUUUAUAUAGGAAUGUUUUUAUGGACAAUUUAACACAAAAAUUUCUUUGUUUUUCAUUUAUGUGUAU
Puntigrus tetrazona (Sumatra barb) is the source of this 3593-nucleotide messenger RNA. RefSeq names its product transmembrane protein 132D-like. The record is from RefSeq and is a predicted model, not a curated record. NCBI's taxonomy places the organism in Eukaryota, Metazoa, Chordata, Actinopteri, Cypriniformes, Cyprinidae.